Molecule: messenger RNA, 914 nt
Organism: Perognathus longimembris pacificus (Pacific pocket mouse)
Lineage: Eukaryota; Metazoa; Chordata; Mammalia; Rodentia; Heteromyidae
Gene: Tmem37
Product: transmembrane protein 37
Exons: 3
Coding region: 56-649 (197 amino acids)
Cellular component (GO): membrane
Molecular function (GO): voltage-gated monoatomic ion channel activity; calcium channel activity
Source: RefSeq, a predicted model, not a curated record
CCCCGGGCGGACGGCGGGAGCCGCGCGGCUCGGCGGUGGCGGAGACCGGAGCAGCAUGACGGCCCUCACCGCUCAGGCUCACAGGGUGUUAGGCCUCAAGAGGCCCCACCGGUCCUUCUUUGAAUCCUUUAUCCGAACCCUCAUCAUUGCAUGUACCGCCCUGGCUGUUGUCCUGUCUUCCAUCUCCAUCUGUGAUGGCUACUGGCUCCUGGAUGACACCCGCCUCUUUGGGCUAUGGCACUUCUGCACCAUCACCAACCAAAGUGGACCACAGUGCCUCAGAGAUUUGAGCCAGACCCAUGUGCCAGGGCUGGAGAUAGGCCUAGGCCUCGCGCGCAGUGUGGCCGCCAUGGCUGUGGUAGCCGCCAUCUUUGGCUUGGAGCUCCUCAUGGUAUCGCAGGUGUGUGAGGACAUCUACUCCCGCCGCAAGUGGACCAUCGGUUCCUUCCUCCUCCUGGUUGCCUUCAUCCUCUCCUCUGGGGGGCUCUUAAGCUUCGUGAUUCUCCUCCGGAAUCAGAUCACACUUGUCGGCUUCACCCUGAUGUUCUGGUGUGAGUUCACGGCUUCCUUCCUCUUCUUCCUCAAUGCCAUCAGUGGUCUUCAUCUCAACAGCCUCAGCCAGCCCUGGGACCAGCCACGGAAAUUCUAGCCCCCACCCCAACCCCAGGGACCAGGGACCUUGGCUUCUACAAGAAAGUAUCAUCAAGAUGGUACCGCCCAACUUGUGACCUCCAUCGGGGAUGGAAUGGAACUGUGACUUUGAAGCUGCCAUCUUAGCCACUAAGCUCUGGGUGAUUGACUAGAAACAGUCCAAGGGCUUCUGUAGAGCUAGGAGUGCGCCUGUGGCAGCAUCUACAGAGGUUUAGUCAAAUUAUUAGGGGGUUGUUUCUAAAAGAACACAUUUUAAAACACUU